AAGGGAGGGGGGAAAUCAAACCGUCAAGGAGCGCCCUUCCCCCAUCCUCUUUCCGGCCUUCUCCCACUGCGCAGGUGCAGGAGUGAAGCAAGAUGGCGGCCCCCGUGGAUUUGGAGUUGAAGAAGGCCUUCACAGAGCUUCAAGCCAAAGUGAUUGACACUCAACAGAAGGUGAAGCUUGCAGACAUACAGAUUGAACAGCUAAACAGAACGAAAAAGCAUGCACAUCUUACAGAUACAGAGAUUAUGACUUUGGUAGAUGAGACUAACAUGUAUGAAGGUGUAGGAAGAAUGUUUAUUCUUCAAUCCAAGGAGGCAAUUCAUAAUCAGCUGUUAGAGAAACAGAAGAUAGCGGAAGAAAAAAUUAAAGAAUUGGAAGUAACAGAAAAAAUCCUACCUGGAGCGGAGUGUGAAGGAAGCUGAGGACAAUAUCCGGGAGAUGCUGAUGGCACGAAGGGCACAGUAGGAAGCCUCUAGGGAAGCUCUUCCCCCUGACCCCUGCCAUUCCUGGCCAGGGGCCUGUAUAGGGAAACUGCUUCUGCUCUGCCUGAUGGACAUUUUAUCUGGAUGGUCUGGUAACCCUAUGUUUUAUGCACCACCUGGAGCCCCUUUCAGAUCCCAUCCCUGUAUUUUUUAUCCUGGCUCUGCCUGCCACCCUUCUUCCCUGGGGGUGAGUCAUGAACCCCCAGGAGAGGGAAGAUGGGAGCCGGGACAGAUAGGAGAGCUCUUCCUGGGCCUACGACUAGUCACACUGGUCAGACCAAUAAAAGACAUCUGUCCCACUCUG
Orcinus orca (killer whale) is the source of this 786-nucleotide messenger RNA. It is a transcript of the gene PFDN1, whose product is annotated as prefoldin subunit 1. The coding region runs from base 93 to 422 and encodes 109 amino acids. Gene Ontology annotation, biological process: protein folding. Gene Ontology annotation, molecular function: protein folding chaperone. Gene Ontology annotation, cellular component: cytoplasm; prefoldin complex. The record is from RefSeq and is a predicted model, not a curated record. The transcript has 4 exons. Lineage: Eukaryota; Metazoa; Chordata; Mammalia; Artiodactyla; Delphinidae.